Microthlaspi erraticum is the source of this 828-nucleotide messenger RNA. NCBI's taxonomy places the organism in Eukaryota, Viridiplantae, Streptophyta, Magnoliopsida, Brassicales, Brassicaceae. The record is from the annotation of a GenBank genome assembly.
AUGGAUCGUUAUUCGAGAAGGGAUUUAGAGGAUCUUGUUGUGCCUAACUAUCAGGAGACAUCAGAUUCAUAUCCAUCUCCUGAUAUGUGGGGUGCGUGGAACAUGAACUCCCAGAAAGCUGCGGACAAAUGCUUCGAUUUCGAUGUGAUCAACAAUGGUUUCAGCGGAGGGCUAUACAGUCAGAUGGAGAUGGAUAUGGAUAUGGAGAUGGGGACUAGUGGAGAAGUAGAUAACGAAGAUUCAAAGAGGUUAAAGGCGGCUGGUGAUUGUUUCUACCGCCCGAAUUCGUCGCUUCAUGAUUUCGAUGGAAUCCAACAGAUGGACGACAUAUUCUUAAGUUCAAUUUUGGAGGAUGUUCCAGGGAAUGAAAACAACAGCCCAGGUUCCUCCAGUGCUGCUUAUCUCGAUGGCAGAGAAGUCCCAAUGUUUCAUUACAACUGGGAGACUUGUCAAGACAUGCCUCUUAUGGGGCAAGAGGAACCAGUGAAGAUCGAGGAUCUGUGUGAGGAGAAGAUCGAGGAGGCAUCUGCAGAAGAAGUUGUGUUGCAGGAUCUACAAAGGGCAACGGAAAAGUUGACUGAUGAUGCCCGCAAAUGCUUCCGCGAUACCUUUUACCGCCUUGCAAAGAACUCACAACACAAGUCCGAAUCAGGAAACAGCAUAUCAGAGGAGUUCCUUGAUGGUCAAACAAGUAGGAACAGAAAUCAGAAGACUGAACUGGAAACAAACUCAAUGGACAGAGCCGUCGCAAAUCUCACAUUCAACAAGAUGGAAUCAAACAUGAGAAAUCUGCCUGCACCUAAGAGAGUUUCUUCUCUUCAAGGAUAA